Messenger RNA from Lycium ferocissimum, 620 nucleotides. RefSeq names its product rapid alkalinization factor. The record is from RefSeq and is a predicted model, not a curated record. Lineage: Eukaryota; Viridiplantae; Streptophyta; Magnoliopsida; Solanales; Solanaceae. The transcript is spliced from 2 exons. The coding region runs from base 43 to 390 and encodes 115 amino acids.
AAGAUAACACGUAUCAAUUAGCAUUAACAAAUUGUAAAGACAAUGGCAAAGUCCUCUUGCUCCAUUUUCAUCAUCUUGUCACUAUUAAUCGCAGCGUUGAUUAUCUCCGGCGAUGCUACCGACUUCGGCAUGAACGGCUGGAUUCCGAUGAAAUCCGCCGACAACUGUCUAGGUUCAAUAGCGGAGUGCAUGGCCGCCGGUGAAUUCGAAAUGGAUUCAGAGAGCAACAGGCGCAUUUUAGCAACUACUGAUUACAUAAGCUAUGGUGCGCUUCAGAGGAACACUGUUCCGUGUUCUAGAAGAGGUGCUUCGUAUUAUAACUGUGAGACAGGUGCUGAAGCUAAUCCGUAUACUCGUGGUUGCAGUGCUAUUACUCGUUGCCGGAGUUAAUUACGAUUUAUCUUGUCUUUGUUAAUUAGUAAGUACUGUAAUUGUUUUGAUUAAUUUGCUGUUUGAAUAAGUGGUAGUGUUUUGUGGUUUUUGGUUAGAAUAAACCUGGUUUGAAUCCUGUGUUUAUAUAUACUACAGUAGUACUAUUUUCUUUUCAGUUGCUUCUAAUAAAGUGGUAGUGGUGCUCAGGAUGUAUUAUUUCUGUUUAAUACAAUGUUUAUUGGUGCUAA